CGCUGGGAGGAGACGUUCAGAACAAACAUGGUGAACGCAGCGUCCGCCAGGGAUCCGCAGUCCACCCGUUGAUCCGAGGACCGUGUGACUCAGCGGGAGUUGGACCGGUGACCCCCCCUGCUCGUCGGUGCGAGGGACCCGGGGGGAGGAGCGGCGACAAACCGGCGUGUGGCUCCGUGAAGGCAGCGCGCAGGAGGAAGUGUCCCCCGCCCGCUCCAGCCUCUCCGCCCGCGGUCAUGGCUGCUCCCGGGAACUCGGGGGCCGCCUCCAGCCCGAUGGUGAUCCUGGCGCCGAAGACCAAGACGAAGAAGAAGCACUUCGUCCAGCAGAAGGUGAAGGUGUUCCGGGCCAGCGACCCGGUGCUCAGCGUCUUCAUGUGGGGCGUCAACCACUCGAUCAAUGAUCUCAACCAGGUGCCUGUUCCUGUCAUGCUUCUUCCUGACGACUUCAAGGCCAACACCAAAAUCAAAGUGAACAACCACCUCUUCAACAAAGAAAACCUUCCGGGACACUUCAAAUUCAAAGAGUACUGUCCUCAGGUCUUCCGAAAUCUAAGGGAACGCUUUGGUAUUGAGGAUCUGGACUAUCAGGUGUCGUUGACUCGCAGCCCGCCAUCGAGGAGCGUAGACGACCAAGAGGGUCUGCUCCUCAACUCCUACGACCGCACGCUGGUCGUCAAGCAAAUCUCCAGCGAGGACGUGGCCGACAUGCACAGCAUCCUGUCCGAGUAUCACCAGCACAUCGUGAAGUGUCAUGGCAGCACCCUGCUGCCACAGUUCCUGGGCAUGUACCGGGUGGGCGUGGACAGCGAGGAGACGUACCUGAUCGUCAUGAGGAACAUGUUCAGCCACAGACUGAUGGUGCACAGGAAGUACGACCUGAAGGGCUCUCUGGUGGCUCGUGAAGCAAGUGACAAAGAACGGGGUAAAGAGCUUCCCACCUUCAAAGACAUGGACUUCAGGAACAACCUGCAGAAGGUGUACGUGACCGAGGAGCAGAAGGAGAAGGUCAUGGAGAAGCUGAAACGAGACGUGGAGUUUCUGGUGAAGCUGAAGAUCAUGGACUACAGUCUGCUCCUCGGCAUCCACGAUGUGGGCCGAGCUGAACGGGAGGAGGAGGAGGGUGAGGAGGUUUCCAACGAGGAAGAACCCGAGGCGGAGAACGGCCUGGCGAUGGGCGCCACGGUGGGAUCCUAUGGCACCUCUCCAGAGGGAAUCGCUGGUUACAUGUCCUCCUGCAAACCUCUGGGGCCCGGAGAGUUCGACCCGUAUGUGGACGUGUACGCGAUCAGGAGCUGCGCAGGAGCUCCUCAGAGGGAAGUUUACUUCAUGGGCCUGAUCGAUGUCCUCACGCAGUACGACACCAAGAAGAAAGCUGCUCAUGCUGCGAAAACCGUCAAACACGGGGCCGGAGCUGAGAUCUCCACUGUCCACCCUGAGCAGUACGCCAAACGCUUUCGCGACUUCAUCUCAAACAUUUUUGCGUAAUGGUGACGGAGCGCCGCCCACAAACUGAUCCAGCCGAAGCUAAAAGUCAAUAAUAUCAUUGACCAGAAAUUGUCAUUGCACACGCGGAUCUGAGGCGCGACUACAAAUUUCUGUUGCAGCAAUAUAAUGUACGACUUCUGAUGCAUAUAUUUAUUUUUAAGAUUUAAAAUUGCAUUUCUUAUAAAUGUUCAGCACUCUAAAUGGAAGUGAGGGUACUUGGAAACAAACUGCUGUUGAUCAGUGUUGGAGCUGUCAGACAACAUCGGGGACAGAUCAAGUAUCGGCGUAUUGACUUUUUCACUUUGCUCUGGUUCUUGAGGACGAACUAAAUUUUGAACGAGACAGAUUUUCAGUCUCUCGUUGAGAGUUGGACGAGGAGAUUAAAUUAAAUAUGAAGCCAGAUACGACAGUUUAUUCUCGUUUGUCCUCGGCCGUCGCCCCGGCUCUGCCGUGUGAAACCAUGUGUCACGUCUUCCAGAAGAACGCUCUUCUCACUCCACCUUCGCCUUGUCAAACACUUCCAAACACUCCUUCGCUACGUCACACAAACUAGUUCUGUUCUCUCCCGGACGUUAUUAAUCUUCUCCUCUAACUCAGCCAAAAAGUCCCAACAUGUCGAACUGUUCAUUUUAACUCGUAGAAUAAUCUUUGAUAAACAGGUGUGGUGUAGAUAACAGGGUGAAUGUUGGGAGUGCCAAACGUGUCGGAUCAAAGAUUUGUCAAAGCAGGAUUUGCACUUUUAUUCAGUUGAAACCGACUCUGGUGACGGAGAAGUUCAAUAAACCACAAUUUGAAUUGAUCGGAUUCUGUUUACCGCCAAACUCUCGACUAAAUUUCUAAUAAAUUCAGUAAGAUCCUGUUUCGACCUGCUGCUACUGUCCUGAGGGAUCAGAUCAGAAGUGGGCAGGUCUGAACGCACCUGAAUCAGUCCUGAGGUCCGAGCCACAUUCUUAUCAGUGUGAACCUGGGCCACAGGAGACAAUCAGCUGACGUCUCUGACUCAACACGGAUCACCACACAAUGACUCAAGCUUUUCUUCUCACACACACACACACAAAUGUCAUCUGACACCAGGGCUGUCACACAUCUGGGUUUUCAAAUGUAUCUGAAAAAAUAUGUCAAAUUAGUUCUGAGUUGACUUUUAGAAACAGUGACGGACACAUCUGUCAACUGGGUAGAAACAGCAGGAUUUGCUUUUCGAACACAAAUGAUGAUUUGCAUAAAGAGCAGGAAGUCGACCACUUGACAUCUGAUCUCUCAUGUCGCCAUCAGCUCUGAACUGGGUCUAAAUGCUUGGUGUUUAAACGGGGAACAUAUCUUAUUAUUUAUCGUCUGAGCCGAAGCUGCGUUAACGACCAGGAUCGGUCCCGACGCUUUAAAAUGAAACGCGCGUCGACGCUUCCUGAAAAUGAGCCCGUUCAUCAGUCUCCCUCUUCUUGGAAAACGUGCGCUAAUGUGAAUCAUUGUCAUAGGAUAAGAUUUAGAAAAAGAGGCCUAGCAAUAGAAGCAGGAAGUGUGUGUGUGUGUGUGUGUGUGUAGUGUAACGAUGUAGUGCUAACCAGGCUACUUAAAUCCUUUGACAGUAACACUACAUGUCAGUAGCGUGUGCAGUUCGCCUUAACACAGUGAGAGGAUGCAGCGUUCCGACUCCGGUGAGGCAGCGUAGAGACACUGACUCCUCAUCUACUCCAUGAUUGCACAUGUUGUAUUUUUGCAAAUCGGCUUUUGGACCAAAAUAUAUUUUAUGAAGAAUUUC
Molecule: messenger RNA, 3243 nt
Organism: Hippoglossus stenolepis (Pacific halibut)
Lineage: Eukaryota; Metazoa; Chordata; Actinopteri; Pleuronectiformes; Pleuronectidae
Gene: pip4k2ca
Product: phosphatidylinositol-5-phosphate 4-kinase, type II, gamma a
Exons: 10
Coding region: 237-1487 (416 amino acids)
Biological process (GO): phosphatidylinositol metabolic process
Molecular function (GO): phosphatidylinositol kinase activity
Source: RefSeq, a predicted model, not a curated record